UUAUGAGGUAUUAUCUCAGAGGAAAUCGAUGUUGAUAAGAUAAGAAAAGAAAUCGUCAUCAAACGAAAGUCGAAGAUAAGCUAAUGCCUAACAUGCCUAACUUUUCGCGAAUUAAACUUAGUGAGAAUUUGCCAUUUGAUAAGCUAUGGCCGGUACAGUAGAGGGUGUUCCCUAUGAGGAGAUCCAGACAAAAGAGCUCAUAGGCACCGGAUUCUAUGGCAGCGUGUACAAGGCGAUCUGGAGAAAUCGAGAGAUCGCGCUGAAGAGAAUUCGCGAGGGAUGUGAGGACAAAAAGAUUGAAAGGGAGAUCUACCAGCUGACAAAGGCCAGCCAUGUCAACAUAGUUCAGCUCUACGGCACAUCGAGGCACGAGGGAUGCGCCCUGCUGCUGAUGGAGCUCGUAGACGGUGGAUCUCUGUCCAGUUUUCUGCAUGCGGAAAGCAAGCCAAGUUACUCGCAUGCCCACGCCUUCAACUGGGCGCAUCAGAUCGCUCAGGGCAUAGCUUAUCUGCAUGGCAUGCUGCCGAAAGCAGUCAUUCAUCGCGAUAUAAAACCACUCAAUACACUGCUCUGCGAGAAGGGACUCAAGCUGAAGAUCUGCGACUUUGGAACUGUGGUGGAUCUAUCGCAAUCGAUAUCGUGCAAUGCGGGCACCUGCAGAUACAAAGCGCCAGAGGUUCUCCAAGGCAACAAACCCGAUGAAAAGUGCGAUGUGUACAGUUGGGCAAUUACCUUUUGGGAAAUAUUGUCGCGCAAGGAGCCAUUUGAGCAAUAUAAUACCCUUUUUGAACUGUACAUGGCUAUAAAUGAAGGCGAAAGACCGGAUUUAAGUUACAUUAUGGCUGGCUGCCCCGCGGAUAUAGUCGCUCUUUUAAGUGCUUGUUGGGACCCGGAUAUCAGCAAAAGAUUUUCCAUGGAACUGAUUUCCCAAAGCACGGGAAGCAUCCUAAGUCAGGCGGGACACAUUCCAGCGCUGGAUUUUUACUCAUAGAACUAAUUCCACCCUUUUACGUUCGCCAUUAAAAACAGAUAUCGUUGUGAACGUUAAACACUAUUUUAUUUUCUUGAAAACUCUCCUGAAGUAUUUACAUUGUACGGGAUGCUGUACGGAUUAUGCGGAUAGGUUGGGUGGGUGGGUUAGAUGCUUUUUGGGUUGUGGAGCGCCAAAUAUUCAAUUCAAGGCUAUAUCCAGUGAAUUGCAAAAUUAUUUGCGGAAGUACAUAAUUCGUUAUUUUCGUUAGAUGCGGGUAUAGGUAUUAGGUAUUAGGUAUGCAUAUAGGGAAUUUAUAAAAUAUGAUCUAGGCAUAUGUUUUACAGUAUAUGGAUCACUAGCAAUACGUUUGUUACUGAUAAUGUUACUUAAUCUGGUGAUGUUUGGUUUUUCUCUUUUUUUUUUUUUCUUCUAUCGAAUGUAAAUUUAAAAAAUUAAAUUUUAAAACGCUUUUAAUAAAUAUAUUCAUAUGUGUUUGUAUAUAUAUUUUGCUUGCUUGUUAAAACAAAAUGAUCCUCGCUCAUGUGUUGGUUAGUUACACAAUGGAAAACUGUAACGUUUCGUAGAGUUUCGUUUUUGGAGUAUAAUUGUUUCGUUAGUUAUAGGUUGCUUUCUUACUUAUUCCGUUUGGUUUUCUUUUUUUAAUUGCAUUAAUUGUUACAUACUUUAAACUUAUAUAUAUAACUAUAUAUAUAUAUAUAUAUAAACAUGCGUGUAUGUAAGCAUAGUUUAAUUAAUUCAAUUGGUUUUGGUAUAAUUGUCGUCUUUAUACUCGCUAUAAUUGUUUUCGUUUCGUCUUUUUUUCACCGCACGUUCCUGCCUACGAUUUGUUCAAUGUCUUCAUAUAUAUAUGGAUAUAUGGAUGUUCAAGCAUAUAUAUUCCCUUUGUAUUGUUGUAAUUUAGGUCGCAUUUAAUUUUGGUUGCAUUUGCUUCGCUUCAUUUCGGCGUUGAAUCAAAAUCUUCUCAUUAAAAACGAAAACGAACGAAACAUAAAGAUGUUCUGAUUGCGAGAUGUGAUGGACGAAUUCGAAUGAUUUGCUGAUAAACUAACAAAUCCAGAGAUAACGUUGAAUUAUGGAAAAGGAUGGCUUAGUUAUAGUUGUUGCGAUAUCGCCAAUACUCAUACCUUAUGCUGGCUUACAACUUAAACAAACUUAUCGUGUAUGCAAAAAAUGCAAAAAAAAGAAAAAUAUAUAUGAUCUUAAAGUGUUAACAAAAGGUGUCAAAAACGUUUUAUUGCUGUCAGUUGCGUGUGAUAUGUUUUCGGUUGUGGUAAGAACACAGGUGUCAAUAAAUUAUUACGAAAUAGGAGUUUACAAACGAAUGAUUACACUUAAAAGUCGGCUU
Drosophila simulans is the source of this 2339-nucleotide messenger RNA. RefSeq names its product mitogen-activated protein kinase kinase kinase 7. NCBI's taxonomy places the organism in Eukaryota, Metazoa, Arthropoda, Insecta, Diptera, Drosophilidae. The record is from RefSeq and is a predicted model, not a curated record. Bases 146 to 991 code for a protein of 281 amino acids. The transcript has 5 exons. Gene Ontology annotation, molecular function: magnesium ion binding; MAP kinase kinase kinase activity; ATP binding. Gene Ontology annotation, biological process: protein phosphorylation; JNK cascade; positive regulation of canonical NF-kappaB signal transduction.